Sphaeramia orbicularis (orbiculate cardinalfish) is the source of this 4258-nucleotide messenger RNA. Its product is annotated as zinc finger protein 236. The transcript is spliced from 3 exons. Gene Ontology annotation, cellular component: nucleus. NCBI's taxonomy places the organism in Eukaryota, Metazoa, Chordata, Actinopteri, Kurtiformes, Apogonidae. Gene Ontology annotation, biological process: regulation of gene expression. The record is from RefSeq and is a predicted model, not a curated record. The coding region runs from base 1825 to 3522 and encodes 565 amino acids.
CCCUAUGCAGCGAGCGUAUGGGUGGAGUAUAGUUUAAAAUACAGUUUUAAAUGUAUCGAAAGCGUGUCCGGCGCAUCUUCCGCCGGCUCUGACAGCGGGGCUGCAAUAAAUGACAGCGCGCCGGGAAAGUUUGUCCUAAAGCUGCCGGGUUGCGCUUUCGGUGUCUCGGACCUUCGGCUCUAAAAUGGCUGGCUGUAGGUCCGAGGAAGCUCCGGCACAAAAGGGAAGGAUCCGCUCCACACCGCGACUGUCUGUAAAUAUACACGUUUCUCUACUCCAAGCGACGCGUUAGUGAUGGCGUUGUCCCAGGUCCGAGAGCUGUCAAGACGCACACGCUCCAUUCUAAUCCUGGCAUUUUCGGACCGUGGACUGUGCGUAAUGGCGUCCUCCACGGACACUACUCCUCGGUCGCAAAUUUUAACCACACAAAUCAGGCUAGUAUUUACAAAUGAUGUGGAAUCUGAAUAAUAUUCAGAGGUUUUAGUUUAGGAUGAAGCGUUUUGGUGGGUUUAUGUUGCAUGUGGAUGGUACAAGUCUUUCGCUCACAUCAUCCAGAGCCUCCUGUUCUCCCGUGCGUUUCUCUGAAUGAUCGGUGACUCGGGUCGACCCCCCGGGAUGAAAUUCGCUGAGCUAUUAUUUAGGAUCAUACAAGAAAUAUAAAUAGGUAUGCCCCAAAAUGGAUUCUCAGUUGGCUACAGUCCUGACCAGUGGCAGCCUGGAUGUCCAAAAUGGCAGCCAGUGUACAGAGGGAUCAGGACCAGUGACAGAGGUUUUCUUGGACCCAAAGGAAAAAACCUCACCCAAUACAGUACCAGGUAACCUCCAGCCAUGCCCUGUCAAAGCAGUGACCAUCAGGCAAGACGCUCUAUCAAUCAAUGGGAAAAAGCCAGAGGUGGGCGGGACUCCUAAGCCAGCCUCUCAGGAAACAAGUAAGAUUGGUGGGUUCAGACAACCAAUUACAGUAAAGACUGGAGUGCCUGUUCUGCGCAGCCAGCCAAUCAGAAUCAAAAUUGUUGUUCCUCCACGGUGCAAGAGGCCAAUCACAAACUCCAGAAUCAGCCUGACCAAAGACUUUACUCACACACAUUUUAAAAGAUCUGUCCUGGUCACAUCAGGGACAGUGAUCAGAGAUAAAAACAGAAGUAAGACCCAAAUGUCUGCUGUUAAAAAUGAAGCAGAGAUCAAGGACAUCACUUGUAAAAUGACUGAAGAACCUAAAGCAGAAUCAUUCCAUGGCCAGGGGAGAAUAUGCAAAAAGACAGAUGUUUUGGAUGAGAAAAUUAUCCACACUGAUAAGUCAGAAACGUCUUUUAUCGCCAGCACUAGUACAAUUAAAAUACUAAGCCAACGGGAGAUUAAAGAAGAAAAUACAGAGAGAGAACUGGAGAAAAAGAUUCCUUUAAUUUUGCAAGAAAUGGACUUGCAGACUUGUAAGCUUGAUGCGGUAGGAACUGACGAACAGACAGAACCACUGGACCUGAGUAUGCCUAAGAAAAGAGAGAGCAGAGAGAGGAGAUAUGGACGUUUUCUGGAUGAUUCUGGCUGUGAGAGUUCACUGAUUAUGGAGGUGGAUGAGUAUGAGGGAGAAGGAGACAGAGACAUAGUGGAAGAGGAUGACAAUGAUGAACAAGCCUCUGUGUUCUGCGUUGAUGGCGCAGAUACACUGGAGGACUCACGCCUGUCUCCCUCUUUCUUGCUACCUCUGUGUUUACCUCUCUUUCUUCAAUAGACUGUGACACCGAAAACCUUCUUCUCAUUGAUGACCAGGGAAUCCCGUAUACUCUCAGUCCCGAUGGACUCAAAGUGCCGCAAAUCAGUUCUUCAAUGUCCGAGGAUCCUCAGUCAGAUCAAGCUGAUUCAUUAGAGGGCGAGAAACAGGGGUCGUCACAGAUGGCCACAUUAGCAGGCCCUAGCCUCAGCCAAAGUUCAGAUACUGCACUAAAUGCACCUUCCGAUGAACCGAACCCUUCACCAGCCUCAGCAACCGCUUCACCAUCUCCGAGAGAUCAGCUGACAGCAAACUCAGAUUCCUCUAAGGCACCAGAGCCAAGUGCUAAAUCUGUUCAGGAGGCUAACACUGUUCUGUCCCAGACCUCUGGGAUAUCAGUCCCGAACCAACCCAUCCAGAUCCUCGCAAACCCUCCCAGCAACACUCCUAUUCUCCUCCUGUCAUCCCCUUCAUCCUCCCCUCAGCUCUCCUCCACUCCGGUGGGUCUCUCACUCCCCCUUACUGUCUCUCAGACCUCGUCUGGUGCUUCUGCUCCGAUGUUCCUUCUCUUUUCCUCUGUACCCUCCUCCUCAGGUGAGUCCACCUCUACCUCCACUCCUAUCGCUGUCCUUGACCCUUCGACCGGUCAGCUUUCACAGAUCACUGCGUCCUCAGCCCCGGUGUCCCUUCCACUACCCUCUGGUCAGAUGAGCACACUUGGAUCACCUCUGCCCACGCUGUCACACCCCGUCAUCAGACUGAGCCCCAAUAACCCACCUGUCAUCCUUUCAGGAGUGAAUAAUGUAAACCCUGUUCUCAGCUCUCUUGCUGUUACUUCACCCUCCCCGGUGCUCCAGAACGACCACCAAAACUCUUCCAAUGGAUCCAUUCAAACCAUAACUCCGCUCAUUCAUACUCAAAUAAGUUCUUCCAACUCAAAUCCUGGAACUGAAGCCAUAUCUGCUGAAGAAGUCUCUGAUGAGAACAACAAGCCAUCAGCUUUUACAGCAUCCUCUCCACACACACAGCCUGCUAGUUUGACCUAUGACCCCUUAGCUCAGCCCAGCACGGAGGAAGAAGUCAAAUCACCGGCCUCAGAGCCCAAAUUCGAUUCCUCUGACCUGCAGCCUGAUCAUUUACCUCUGGAGGACCAUCUGUAUUUCUCCAACUCUGCUGCUCCUCCCUCCCCUCCUAUCGGACCCAUUCUCUCUUCCACCAAACUCGACCCACUCGACCCACUUGACUCACUUGACCCACUCGAUCCUCUCUCCCCAGCAGAGUCACCCAACACCAUGAACUCCCGCAGGGUGCUGUACUGCCAGCUGUGCCCACGGGUCUUCUUUUACCUCUCCGAUCUUGAGCGACACGCUAUCACUCACUCGCAAAAGAAGCCUCAUGUUUGCCAGCAGUGUGGCAAAGCCUUUAAACGUUCCAGCCAUCUGCAGAGACACAAGCACAUCCAUACAGGCCAGAGGAACUUUGUGUGCCCCAUCUGCGCCAAACGCUUCAGGGAGGCUGGUGAGCUGCAGCGCCACCAAAGGGUACACACUGGAGAGAAACCCUACCAGUGCCAGCUCUGCCACACACGCUUUGCAGAGCGCAACACACUACGCCGACACACCAAACGCAAACACCCUUACCACCAAGUAGCCAUGGAAAUGUUGAGUGAAAGAAGAAACGGAGGAGGCGGAGGCAACAGAGGGGAUGGAGGAGGCGGUGGUGGAUCUGGAGUACAGGAAGAAGAAGAGAGUGCAGAAUGGUACAGCUCCACUGUGUCCAACUUGGAGAACUCAGAGUCUGAAACAGAAACUUAAAAAACUGAAACCUGAAGGGGAGUAUUACGAGAUGAAGAGUUAAGAAAGACUCCGAUCAGACACUCAACUUUCCCCUGUUUGAAAACAUAUUUAUUAACAUUCAGAGGAGGGAGCACUUGCAAUAUUUAUUUCAGUUUUUUGAUAAUAAUUUAUUUUUAUGAAUGUAUAUUAUUCCAGUUCCAUAAAAUAGGGCCAAAAACGAAGGCUUCAAAGUCAUACAUGAUUUUGAAUUAGCCCUCUUAUAGUAAAAAGAUAUAUUAAAGGGAAAAGUCCUACUUUCAGUCAUAUUUUGUAUGUGUUGAAAAUAUCAAUUACACGUCUAACCUGACCUUGUGAAUUUGCAUUCCCAUACAAUCCAUAAAAUAUGUAAAACCCUAAAGUGCUCAGAAAAGAAGGCUAACUUAUUAACUCUAAACAAUUGUCUGCUUUAGUUGUAUAUAUAGAGUACUAUUUGUAAGAGCUGCACUAUCUUAUGUGAAAGAUGUAAUCUAUCUUUCUUACUGUCAGAGACACUGUGAGUCAUUUGCACUUCUUUUAUUUGAACUCAAUAUUUACUAUUUUUUACAUUGUGAAAGCUUAAGUUUUUAUUUUGUUGCCUGUUAACUUUAUUGUAUUUAAACCAUAUCAUGUAAGAGUUUGACCAAAUGUCAUGAGUUAUUCUGACAUAUAUUCAGAUAUUUGUUUAAUGUGAAUUAUGUUAACUUAUUUCAAUUAAAUUUUACCCACUGUCACUGGA